CCCCAACCCUCGAUAAACUCACAAAAUCUGUACCAAUAAUGAGAAGAGGGAAAUCAAAGGAAAGAAAACAUUCCUAUGUUUGCUUUUUUACUCUAUUUAGACAAGGAACUAAAGGACGUUCCAUAUGUUACUCGCGAAAGUGCGUAAGCCUGUCAAAAUCAUCACCGCGCCUGUUGCCGUGAUCACCUCUUUCUCAUAUAUUGUUCAUCGUCGGAUUCGAUUCCUCGUAACUUUUGGUAAUUCAACAUCGUCAUCAUGCAUCUCCGGUCAACCAUUUCUGUUUUGAUUUCGUUGGGAAUGAUAGCCCCCUCUCUACAAUGCCUGCAUCUAUUUCGACCUCAAGCUACCCCAUGUAGCAGCGAACCGUGCCAACAAGGGGCGGAAUGUUUCGAUGAUGAGAUGGACCACUACGCGUGCGUAUGUCCUCCCGGAUAUACUGGAUCCAACUGUGAAAUAGAAACGGCAUGCUCAUCAUCCCCGUGUCUGUUCGGAGCCUGCACACCUCAGGGUGAUGAGGGAUAUCUAUGCGAUUGUGAGCCAGGUUUCACCGGGGAAAAUUGCAACAUCGUUGUAGAAACCCCAUGUUUCUCAUCUCCAUGUGAAGAAGGAAAGGAUUGCAUUGACAUGGACAAUGGUUACAGAUGUGAAUGCCCAGAGGGAUACAGUGGUGACAACUGCGAAACUAAGGACCCUUGCUCCCCCAACCCAUGUCAGAACGAUGGUGAAUGUGGCGUCGAUGGUGAAUCCUAUGAAUGCUAUUGUGACGGUGCAUUCACCGGAGAUAACUGCGACAUUCCAAUCGAAUGUGAGAACAACAUGUAUUUCCAUGAUUGCGCUUCGCCCUGUGGACCGGCCCGCUGUGGUGUAACCAUAGAUUCUUGCAUCACGUCCUGCGAUCGCAAAUGUACCUGCCCUCCAAAUACUCAGCUAUGUCCCGAAGGGAUGCUUCCAGGGAUGAUGUGUGUGACUAACUGUACUGAGUGUUACAUGCCAUAGGAAGAUAUUUAUCCAAAGCAUGGCUUUAUAAUGUCGAAGAAACAGGGCUGAUAAAAUUACAUUUUUUAAUCAAUUUAUAUGCAAACCUGAUAUUAGCUUAUCAUGGGGCCUAUUACUUAAGAAAGAACGUGUAAAUAUUAUGUUUUGUCUGAUUACAAACUGAAACAAUGAGUAAGAAUGAAAAUAUUUAUGGACAAUUUGGAUAAUAUGUCAAAUUUAUUAAAAAUAUUAAUUAAUGAUUGUGCUGUCGUCUCAGUCGUCUGAGUUAAGUUUUACCAGACUCGUCGUAGAUGGCGUAAUUUCUAAUCAGGCAUGGGGAGUAUCUUUGUUCCUGGAUUUAAAUCUUGAAGAUACAUAAAGGUAUUAUGACCUACCGGAACAAGUAUUUUUCUCAGAUAUGACAACAGUCCUUUAAUUCUUAACCUCUUAGUAAAACCUUUUAUUUAUCAUAUAAUGUACUCUUUAACAUUCUCUCAGUAAAUUCAUUGAUAUUCUGUAACCAAUUGUAUUUCCAAAUAAACAAAACGUUGUUUUGAAAAUUUGUUUACCCAUCAAUUCUGUUUUAAUAUCUGUUUUUAAGACAAAAAAUUAUACAUUGUAAGCACGAUUUUAAGAUAUUUUGCUUGUUUUAUUGGAAUUGAGUAAAGCAUUGAAUGAUUUAAUAAUUUUUUUAAAUUGUAUUUAAAGAGAGAGAAGUUAGAUGAUAAGAAAGAAAAGCAAUACUCACUGUUAAACUAACUUUUCAACAACUUAAUAAGAAUGAAAAAUAUUCAUAUAAUACAUACAUUUACAUAUUAUUUACAUGACUUAUAUUUCAUCAAAAACUCAGCGUAAUCAAGUAUUGUUCUUUAGCAUUAGUUUUGAAUGAUAGAAAAAUAAAAUAUUGUCUAUCCAA
Lytechinus pictus (painted urchin) is the source of this 1891-nucleotide messenger RNA. Its product is annotated as delta-like protein 1. The transcript has 6 exons. Gene Ontology annotation, cellular component: plasma membrane; protein-containing complex. Bases 256 to 996 code for a protein of 246 amino acids. Gene Ontology annotation, biological process: establishment or maintenance of epithelial cell apical/basal polarity; heterophilic cell-cell adhesion. Gene Ontology annotation, molecular function: calcium ion binding. The record is from RefSeq and is a predicted model, not a curated record. NCBI's taxonomy places the organism in Eukaryota, Metazoa, Echinodermata, Echinoidea, Temnopleuroida, Toxopneustidae.